Messenger RNA from Aphidius gifuensis, 1176 nucleotides. RefSeq names its product odorant receptor 45a-like. Lineage: Eukaryota; Metazoa; Arthropoda; Insecta; Hymenoptera; Braconidae. Gene Ontology annotation, biological process: detection of chemical stimulus involved in sensory perception of smell; sensory perception of smell. The record is from RefSeq and is a predicted model, not a curated record. The transcript has 5 exons. Gene Ontology annotation, molecular function: olfactory receptor activity; odorant binding. Bases 1 to 1176 code for a protein of 391 amino acids. Gene Ontology annotation, cellular component: plasma membrane.
AUGAAAGAACAAGAAGAUAAACUAAAAGAGGUUAAAAAAAAAGUUAGAAUUUUUCGUUUAGUAAUGAGUGGAGUUGGAAUAUGGCCAUAUGAAAAUCCUACAAUUUAUUAUCGGUUAUUAGCAUGUCUCGUUGCAUUUUUAUUAUUACAAACAUUUUGUGGAUGUAUUAAUUUUAUCGUUGCAAAUAGUGAUAAUUUAAUGAUCAUGCUAAAUGGUAUGGGGCUGUCUUUGAGCAUUUCAUGUGUUAUGUUAAAAGGUGGUAGUUUAAUUUAUUUUCGUAAAGAUAAUAUAAGAAUGAACAAAAAGCUAGAAGAAUUAAUUGAUAAACAAAUGAAAGGACCAGAAGAUGUUUGUAAUGUUAUGUUAGAACCAAUGGUUGUAUUUGCAAGAAAAAUAUUUUAUUUAAUAUAUUGUUUGGGUUUUGGUAUGGUAUUGGUUCAAUGGUUAAGACCAACAGUGGCAAUGACAAAACAAUAUAUGCAUGGUUAUAAUAUAACAUAUCGACGCCCAUUUCCAUCUGUUUAUCCAUGGAAAAUUGAGCCUGGAAGUGAUUUAUGGAAAUUUCAUUUUUUUGUUGAUUCAAUAACAACAUGGUUUUAUUUUUCAAUUGGUAUUAGUACUGAUGAAAAUUUUACACAUCAAGCAGCACAAAUUAUUGGUCAAUUUAGUGCAUUAAAUUAUGAAAUAUCAAAUUUAAAAGUUGAAGAUGUUAAUAAUGAUAAAAUGAAAGAUUUUGUUGAAAGACAUCAAGAUUUAAUGGAUCUUUGUCAAACUUUAGGUGAUUGUAAUGGAUUAAUUGUUUUAGUUGUGACAUUGGCAGCAGCAAUUAUACUUUGUACUUUAUCAUUUCAAUGUAGCAAGAUGGAAACUAUUACAGUUGGUGAAUUAACUUGGCUGCUAACAUAUAUUUUUUAUAAAUUAUUACAAAUUUUUUUAUUUGCAUGGAGUGGAGAAAUAAUUAAAAAAAAAAGUGAAGAACUUCGUGAUAAUGUUUAUGGAAUUGCUUGGACAGAUAAAGCUGAUCCAAAAGUUAAUCAUGCAGUGCGUUUUAUGAUGCAUCAAAGACCAGUGGUGUUACAAGCUCUUGGAAUAAAACCAAUAUCUGCUGAAUUAUUUUCCGGGGUUGUUAAUACAUCAAUGUCUUAUUUUUUCUUACUACGAACAAUAAGUGAAUAA